Molecule: messenger RNA, 1293 nt
Organism: Pseudocercospora fijiensis CIRAD86
Lineage: Eukaryota; Fungi; Ascomycota; Dothideomycetes; Mycosphaerellales; Mycosphaerellaceae
Exons: 1
Coding region: 1-1293 (430 amino acids)
Source: RefSeq, a predicted model, not a curated record
AUGGACCGUCUUGAGCUCCUGGAUCCACGUUUCGAGGACUUCUCUCGAGACAUGGACGAUGCUGGACAUGACGCUUUCAAGAUUGCAGAGGUCUUCGGACGAUAUGCGUUUCUCUGGAAUCAGGAUCAGCCACAGCAAGGACAUGAAGAAACGAUCUCGACCGACUUGACGCGAACUACUAGCCAGCGCCAGCCAAACUUCGACUCGAAUGCGCCCGAUUCUUUUCUUUCUACCAUCCAUAACGAGCUGGACAGCAUUCUGGCCGGCUAUGUUCUGCCGGAUACUCCUAAUAGCGACGGGUAUGCGGAGUAUAUUCAGACCACAGAGCCAGAUCACUCGUUGGAUCAGGAUCCAGCCGCCGAGUCUCUCCCAGAUCAACGACCUUAUCCACCAGAAAAUCUGCACGGAGCCGAGCGCGUUCAACAGACCGCGUUACCUGCUGCACCAGCGACAGGUGAUGGUAAGCGCAGGUUUGCGCAAGCCGAGAUCACGGAUGUCUCCCAGCCUUACCCGCAGAAGCGAAUGCGCCAGGAUCAAGAGACAGGUAUGGGGAGGAAUCGGGGGACUGUCACCUCCCAGAACGACAACGUAUCGAAGCAGCCCGUGAAAGGCAGCAAACUUAGGAAUCAUGUUCCCGACAAUGUCAAAUUGCCUGCCGAUAUGCAGUUCACGAUUGUCGAAAUCUGCCGGUUCUUGCCGAAAUGCUUCCAUCGACCAAUUGUUAUGGAGCGAGCUCUCCUGAACGGCUUUGACUGCUGGACGUUGGCCGAGAUGGAGAUGGCAGGAUUCAACGACUACGACUUCAAAGACCUCCAUGACGCCAACGAGAGGUACAAGCACAGUAAGGCUUCUGCGUUGAAAAUUCUUCACGGCACCACAAGCCAGAAAACUGCUCAGCUGAAAGGCUCGCAGGAUGAUAUGACUGCAGCUACGUGGAAGCUGAAGAGCUCAUAUGAUCCCAACGCUAGGAUUCGAACGACCGAAGAGCCAAAGCCUCUCAGGCAGAUCUAUAACUCUGUCGACAAGCUUCCCACCGGCAACGAUAGGGGCGUAUUCACAGCAUGUCUAGAGCUGUGGAAGGAGAAUGAGGCAACAUACCCGGACCUGACCACCGAUGACCUGGCCACACUGAAAACAGUGCUUGAGGAUCUCGGCACCUUGCCUGUCCUGGACUUGGGCGGCGUUCAGCGCAACCACGAUCAGGAGACUUUGGCGCGUUUUGGCAAGCGGAGUCAGAAGACUGCAAGCAAGCCUGACCCUAAAAAGGCGCAGCCAAAACCUGCCCUCUUGUGA